Coccidioides posadasii C735 delta SOWgp is the source of this 1514-nucleotide messenger RNA. RefSeq lists its product as uncharacterized. Gene Ontology annotation, cellular component: Prp19 complex; cytoplasm; U2-type catalytic step 1 spliceosome. NCBI's taxonomy places the organism in Eukaryota, Fungi, Ascomycota, Eurotiomycetes, Onygenales, Onygenaceae. Gene Ontology annotation, molecular function: protein binding; ubiquitin protein ligase activity. Gene Ontology annotation, biological process: DNA repair; protein ubiquitination; mRNA splicing, via spliceosome. The record is from RefSeq and is a predicted model, not a curated record.
AUGCUUUGCGCAAUCUCUGGGGAAGCUCCCCAAGUGCCGGUUGUUUCGCGCAAGAGCGGGAAUGUUUUCGAAAAGCGACUAAUUGAGGCGUACAUCGCCGAGCAUGGCAAAGAGCCAGUUACCGGCGAAGAACUCACUAUCGACGAUCUCAUUGAGCUGAAGUCUGCACGCGUUGUGCGCCCUCGGCCGCCGACACUCACUUCGAUUCCUUCGCUGCUCGGGGUGUUCCAGGAGGAAUGGGACGCUUUGGCUUUGGAGACAUACACUUUAAGGCAGACUUUGGCUCAGACACGACAGGAACUUAGCACCGCUCUUUACCAGCACGAUGCCGCAGUGAGAGUGAUCGCGAGACUACGGCAAGAGAGAGAUGCUGCGCGCGACGCUCUAUCGAAAAUCUCCGUUGGUGCUGGACGAGCCCCGGCUGGUGGUGACGCAAUGCAGGUGGAUAGUACCGGCCUGUCUCCUGCCGUGCUUGCACGGAUAGAGGAGACACAGGAGAAGUUAUCAAAAACGCGCCGCAAGCGUCCUAUUCCCGAAGACUGGGCAACCAGCGAGACAAUACAGAAAUUUAAGCCCGUUGCUACCUCCGAGUCACUCUAUCCUGGGGGUGAUUCCUUGUCGCUCAAUGAAUCUGGGGAGUUGGCCUUGGUUGGAGGUGUAGAUGGCGUUGCCGGUAUAUACUCAUUGGUCGAUAAGGCCAUCGUGGCUUCUUUGAAAGGUGGCGGUGGUGAGAUUACCGACACGAUGUGGGUUAACGACAAAGCUGUCAUCUCAACGUCCACCGGAUCAGUCAAAGUUUUCGAGAAUGGAGCCGAGGUUGCGAGUUUCAACUCGCACGCGGGUGCGGUCACAGCUUUGGCGAGACACCCAACUGGAGAUAUUGUAGCUUCUGUUGGUGUUGACAAAAGCUAUGUGCUGUAUGAUCUCUCAACAUCCACGGUUGUUGCGCAAAUUUUCAGCGACUCUGCGCUAUCGUGUGUCCAAUUUCACCCUGACGGCCAUCUAGUUGCCGCCGGCGCUGCUGAUGGACAGAUAAAGAUCUUUGAUGUCAAGACUGGAUCAAAUGCUGCGAGUUUUACCUGCUCUGGGCCCCUCAAAACUUUAUUCUUCUCGGAAAACGGAACCUGGUUGGCAUCUGUUACCGAAGUAUCCUCUAGCGUUUCUAUUUGGGAUCUCCGUAAAUCAGAGGUGGUGAAAGUCUUGGAAAUUGGCAACAGGGUGGACUGUCUCAGCUGGGAUUACACGGGCCAGUUUUUGCUGACCGGCGGACCAAACGGCUUGACCGUACAACAGUAUUCGAAGUCAGCAAAAUCAUGGACCGAGCCUCUUCGAAGUGCAGUUCCUGCGGUUGCGGUUGGAUGGGGAAGAUCAGCUCAUAAUAUUGUGGCUCUCAACACAGACGGAGUUCUGACACUGGUUGGAUCGGAAUGAUAAUGAGGAGUUCAAUUUCCUUGCUUGUACGGAGUAUUGCUAAGUAGUAUUAUGGUGCUUUUUGAAAAGCGGACUUUGUUCAG